AUGAUAGACGCAUUUGUCAAGUUGGUUUAUCAACUACUGUUAUUACCAACAGAAAUAAUCGAUUUCAUUUACCAACAGCUACUUGAUUGUCACAUACACGCAUUUCUUGACUUUGACCGUUUAUUUCGAUAUACUGUGCAACGUCUUUUCAAUAACAAGGUAGUUGUUGCAAGUCUUGAAAAUAAUAUUUGUGAGAAACAAAAGGAUUCCAAGGGAAAUGGUUGUUGCACUCAUUGCAUAUCCCCUUCAACAUUGUUAGAUUUAAUCAAAAAAACAGCAAUUUUGCCAAAACACAUCAAUUUUAUAGAAUUGUGCCAGUUUAAUGAGUUCUUUUGUAACCAUUUUGAAGUGCUUGAUAGAGCCAGUAAAAUCGAUUUGUUUAUUCCUUGCAAUACCGCAUAUGUUGAACUAGCCAAGUAUUUGGAGAACGUUUCAUCUGAUUUGGGGAAACGGUUAAAUAUUGAUGCCUUAAUUUUGGAUACAAUAGAUUCAACAGAUUUCAUAGUCCCUUCUUCCGUUACUAAAUUUGAAUUUAAAGAUGAGGCAGCUUACGACUUGAAUUUCUUCAAACAAAUGAAAAUGUUGCAGGAGCUAGCAAUUGGCGGUGAUUCAUCCAUGCCUUUAAAAGUGUUUGAGAACCUACCUCAAACAUUAACUAGUUUGAAUAUACCGGAAUUGGAACCUUUAUCAAUGCCUCUUGUUAAUAUUCCAAGAAACUUGAAAAAAUUGACCUUAUCUUAUAGUGAUUCUGAAACAGAGGACGAUCGUCAGUUUCACUCGGAUACCAUUGCCAAAGCCAAAUUUGAGCAAUUAACCGAAUUGGAAGUCAGAGGUGUUUCAUUCCUUAGUCUAGCGCAAUUGAAUGCCUUUAAGAACUUGAGGCAAUUGAAAAUGACAAUUCCAUAUAAUGGCAAUCCAUCAUCGUCAUCAUUAUCAUCAUCGGAGAUGGAGAUGGAAUAUCUCAAACAAUGCAUUUUCUUGGAGAAUUUCUCCUUAACUAGCAUUUAUUUCCCAACAAAGCUCUUUUCAAAGGAGUUUGAGUUUCCGAAUUUGCGGAAAUUCUGUUACAGCAUUGGCAAUUUCAAAGAAACAGAAAUGGAAAUGGAAAUGGAAAUGGAACGGAAAACACACGUUGCAUUAUAUUUUCCAAAAAAGCUACAACUGCUCAGUUUUGAAUGGAACCAAUAUCUAGAAUUGAAUAUGGAAGAAUUUUCAUUACCAAGCAAUAUGAAUGAACUUAUCUUUAAGGGAAAACUUGCUUAUUGUAAUAUUGAACAGUUGAAGAUUCCCAUAAAUUUGAAGAUAUUUAAACUCGACACUGAGACUAGCGACACUGAGACUAGCGACACUGAGACUAGCGACACUAUCGAGCGAAGCGAGCUAGUGGAGCAGUACUGA
Messenger RNA from Lodderomyces oxycetoniae, 1398 nucleotides. RefSeq lists its product as uncharacterized. NCBI's taxonomy places the organism in Eukaryota, Fungi, Ascomycota, Pichiomycetes, Serinales, Debaryomycetaceae. The record is from RefSeq and is a predicted model, not a curated record. Bases 1 to 1398 code for a protein of 465 amino acids. The transcript has a single exon.